GCAGAGAGAGCGAGAGAGCACAAUCUGAUCAGAUCAAGCAGUUUCAACUUCAUCUCUCCUGGGUCACAUACUCCUUCUCCACCAAGGAAAUCAAAGAAGAGAAACAUCUGCAAAGAGCGGAAGAUAUUGCGAGGAUCUCGCUUCUUAUCUCUAUCUAGCUAUUUCAAAAUAGUUUGUUUUCCCUACUAUUUUUUCCCCAUCUUUUUGGAAUCGAUUAUUCGCGUUUUAUUUUUGUAAAAAACCAACCCACCACCUUCUCUCUGUAAACUCACCGCCACCUUCCAGCUGAAAGCCUGCCGAGCCGCAGCGAGGAGGAAGAGAGACAGCCCUGAGCGGAGAGCCGGCGAUGGAGGUGACGACAGAUCAGCCGCGGUGGGUUAGCCACCACCACCCGGCGGUGCUGAACGGGCAGCACCCGGAUUCCCACCACCCCGGGCUCGGACAUUCCUAUAUGGACCCAACUCAGUACCCGCUGGCCGAAGAGGUGGAUGUACUUUUUAACAUCGACGGACAAGGGAACCACGUCCCUUCCUACUACGGCAACUCGGUGCGAGCCACGGUGCAGAGGUACCCACCGACUCAUCACGGGAGCCAGGUGUGUCGCCCUCCCCUCCUGCACGGAUCUCUCCCUUGGCUGGACGGGAGCAAAGCCCUGGGAAGCCACCACAGUGCCUCUCCUUGGAAUCUGAGCCCCUUCUCCAAGACCUCCAUCCACCACAGCUCCCCGGGACCCCUCUCCGUCUACCCUCCGGCCUCCUCCUCCACGCUGUCCGCCGGGCCGACCCCUCCCAAAGAUGUCUCCCCGGAUCCCUCCAUCUCUACCCCGGGCUCCACCGGCUCCGCCCGGCCGGACGAGAAGGAAUGCAUCAAGUACCAGGUGUCCCUGGCAGACUCCAUGAAGCUGGAGUCGUCCCACUCCCGCAGCAGCAUGGCCUCGCUGGGAGGAGCCACCUACCCGCCCUACGUCCCCGAAUAUGGCUCGGGACUCUUCCCCUCCAGCAGCCUGCUCGGGGCCUCGCCGACCGGCUUUGGCUGCAAAUCAAGACCGAAAGCGCGUUCGAGUACAGAAGGCAGGGAGUGUGUAAACUGUGGCGCUACCUCAACCCCCCUGUGGAGGAGAGAUGGCACCGGGCAUUAUCUGUGUAACGCCUGUGGACUCUAUCACAAAAUGAACGGGCAGAACCGGCCCCUGAUUAAGCCCAAGAGAAGGCUGUCGGCAGCAAGACGGGCGGGCACAUCCUGUGCAAAUUGUCAGACCACCACCACCACGCUGUGGAGGAGAAAUGCCAAUGGCGAUCCCGUCUGUAACGCCUGCGGGCUCUAUUACAAGCUGCACAAUAUUAACAGACCCCUGACUAUGAAGAAAGAAGGAAUUCAGACCAGAAACCGAAAAAUGUCUAGCAAAUCCAAAAAGUGCAAAAAGGUCCACGACAGCUUGGAAGAUUUCCCCAAGAGCAGCUCUUUUAACCCCGCCGCCCUCUCCAGACACAUGUCCUCCAUCAGCCACAUUUCACCUUUUAGCCACUCUAGCCACAUGCUGACUACCCCGACACCGAUGCAUCCACCCUCCAGCCUCUCUUUCGGACCUCAUCAUCCUUCCAGCAUGGUCACUGCCAUGGGUUAGAGACAGACUCCCCCUGCUAAAUGCUUUACGGUCUCAAAAUGAGAUUUACUUUAUAUACUUGCAUUUUUGCAGGCGUGCGGUUCUCAAGUGGAAGCCGAAAACAAAUGGAUAAAAAUAAAAAAAAAUAUUAUUUGAAGGCAUAAAAGAAAAAAAAAAAGGAAAAUAAAAGUGUUGUUUGCCACUUUUUAAAGGAGCUCACUAUGGUGUCUGUAUUCUCAACCUCUGAAUCUGGACUCCAUCUGUGAAUAAGCCAUUCGGACUCAUAUUCCCUAUUUAACAGGGUCUUUAGUGCUGUGAACAAAAAAGAUGAACAUUGCAUAUAACUUAUAUUGUAAGGAAUACUGUACAUUUGAGGAAGACUUUAUUGCAUCUGGGUAAGCUGUAAAGACAAGCAUGAAGGACUCCGAGGGAAAAAAAUAUUAAAGGCGGAUGGGGAGGAGAAAAAAAGAUGCCGACCGAGAAGAACCAGGUCUAAUGAACGAACGGACAAACUGCCAGUUGUGUCUUCUCUCUCUCUGGCUGGCUCAAGAUGUUUGAUGCAUUAACUAACUAACUAACUAACUAAAGCUGUAGGCAGAUCAUUCAUUCCAGGCAUCAGGCCUUUUACAGAGGAAGUAAUAAUGAUUUGGGGGCAAUCAGUGUUAACAUACGGCUGUUGCCAGUGAGGGUUUUUAGAUCGCCAUCCUUCAGGCCUAUAUGCAUUGUGAACAAGUUCCUGUAAUUGUUGUUUGUAUGUAUAUUUCAAAGCACCAAAUUAAGAGAGAUGUAGAUUUAUUUCAUCCUAUUAUACAGACUGAAUGGUUGUACAAAUUUAUUUACUGCUAGUGUUAAGACCUAUUUUAUUUUGGUUUUGUUUUGUUUUCAUAUUUUUUCCCUUUUUUUUUUGAGAAUAAACUAGAUUAAAUUCUGUUGACUUACAGGUGUUUUGUGCUUGGCGGGGUGUGGACGGGGAAUCUUUUUGUUUUUGUUUUGAGGAUAUUUAUUAAAUAGCUUUCAUGGGCAUAGGCGACCUGUAUCUUUUUCAGCUCCUUUUUGACGGCCAGUGCAAUGUUUGCGGUGGUUUAUAAAUAAAAUAAAAUAAAAUUAAAAUAAAUGAAGUGCAUGUUAGCGUGACCCACUGUUCAGUGUCUGUUACAGAUCCCUGGAUUUGCAAAGCAUAUGUAGCUGCUGUCGCUCCCGGCUAGGAGAAUCAUUCCUUUCAGUGGCACUCUAGAAGUGUAUGCUGCUGAGAUUGGAGGUUCAACCCCCCUGUGCGAACCCUGAUAACCAAUGGACUGUUAGGAAUUGAGUGGGGAGGUGCAGAAAGGUACCUCACUCUGCUUUAGGAGGCCUCAAGGAAAGAAUCGUGUUUGGCGAUAAGCUUCCCUCAUGUUCUGUGCUUGUGGCUGCAGCCCUGAACCACUUCCUUAUGCAGUGAAACAUUUUUUUCAGUCUCAAGUCCCGAUCCACGAAUGAGCUCUAAGUGGGUGUAGGGUUGCCAGGUGUCCGGUAUUUUUUACUCAACAACUUUUGCAACCCCCUUUAUUUUUGCUCCACAGAAUUUUUCCCCUGCGUUUUUUUUUGGGGGGGGGAGGGGUUCGGUAUUUUUUGCGAAACCAUCUGGCAACCCUAAGUGGGUGGAGCCUGUUUUCUUGCUGAGCCUCAAAGAAAGGGAUGGAACUCAUUUUAACAGCAUACAAAGGAUGGUGAUGAUCUCUAUUGCCAUCCCCUCACCAUCAACAGUCAUGAGCCUGCUCCCCCUCUACUCCAAAUUCAGGAGAUGAACUUUAAACUAUUGAGAUUUAAAAUAUACCAACAAAUAAAUAAACCUGGGGGCCUUUUAAUUUGCUUUAGGGUUAACUUUUUUUUUAGUGUUUCCCCACAAAGCACGAGGACUGGGAACAUAAAAAAUGCUGACAUUCCGAUAGUCACAUGACUCCAGGAGGUGGGGCUUUAAGAAAAGCACCCUAUAUUGAGGGUUGUGAUACAAUCGCAAGGGUUGGAAAUGCUGCAACAAGCGUGUAGACCUUGUAGUUAUAAUGAAAGGAAAAUAAUAUUCGCUCUCAACAAGGAUGACCUUCAAAUGAAUGAUUACCCCCUGAGGGUGGCAACAUCUGAGGCCUCUGUGCAGUAGCUGAAUUCUUUUUUGUCUACCAAGUGGAGGCCCUAUUUCACAACUACAUAUAUGAAUAAUGUUUACUCAUUCAAGUAGUCCCAUUGGGUCAAACUGUGCUCUCAGUGAUACUGGUCUAAACUCAGAGUAAGUUUUAGACCAAUUUAUAUGAGAUCAGAAUUAAACCCCUUGGGCUUGCUUCACAUUUGCUCUGAAUUGUGUGUAACCAUUUACUCCAAAUCCAAGUGGAUAUAAAAUACCAUUCUGAGCUGGUAACAUUUCACGCACUCCUUGCAUUAGGUACAUGACUAUAUAAGGCUCAGUUCAUUGACUUCCAUGGGCUUACUCACAUGAAUAGCAAGUUCCUAUAUAAGCAAAGGGGUACAGGAUAAGGCCCAUGGUUCCUGCUGGUAACUUUCAAGAUCAAAAUAAAUUGGGCCAAAGAAGACUUUAAUUUGCUCUUUUGUCUUUGUUUUAGUUUCUCCCUUUUCCCCGCUUCCAAACAAACAUAGCCGAGAUAAGUCUACAUCACAACUGAGGAAUUAAUGAGAGGUAUAUGGCAAACACAGUAAUCAUUUUGUAAUACUGUUUAGUUCCCUUUUAUGCUGUUGAUAAAGAUGUGUAAACAUAAACGCAAACCAAAUCUAUGUUAAUCACCUGUUUUCUCAAUAUUUUAAGCAUAAAGGCUAAAUGUUGAAAUAAAAUGGAGUGGAGGAUGCAAAUAGA
Molecule: messenger RNA, 4442 nt
Organism: Pelodiscus sinensis (Chinese soft-shelled turtle)
Lineage: Eukaryota; Metazoa; Chordata; Testudines; Trionychidae
Gene: GATA3
Product: GATA binding protein 3
Biological process (GO): immune system development; positive regulation of transcription by RNA polymerase II; regulation of epithelial cell differentiation
Cellular component (GO): nucleus
Molecular function (GO): RNA polymerase II cis-regulatory region sequence-specific DNA binding; DNA-binding transcription factor activity, RNA polymerase II-specific; zinc ion binding
Source: RefSeq, a predicted model, not a curated record